AUGGCAGUGUUGGAGAAAUUGCACCGAAGGAUAGUGGAUAUGGGACUAGUUCCCAGAAUAAUCGCAUCUCUUCCAAAGAUCUCUAUAUUCUGUGCGUUACUCAGCAUCUCAUGGCUAACUUUAUUCCUACCGUUAGAAGGUCAAUAUAGAAGAACAUAUAUCUCGGAAAAUGCAUUGAUGCCAUCACAGGCUUAUAGUUAUUUUCGUGAGAGUGAAUGGAAUAUAUUAAGAGGGUAUAGAAGGGAACUUGAGAAUCUGAAAGAUCUAGAUAUUCAUGAGCGAAACACAAUCGUCGCUUCGUGGAUGGAAGAAUAUGGAGCUAAGACUUCAAUUAACACGAACAACCAGUACGGUGAAACUUUAUAUGGAAUAGUACACACUUCUAGAGGUGAUGGUACAGAAGCUAUGGUUCUGGCAGCUCCAUGGACCACAACUGAUGGACUGUAUAACAAUGGCGGAGCUGCUCUGGCUAUAUCUCUUGCCAGGUAUUUUGCUCGUUGGCCAGUUUGGUCCAAAAACAUUAUAGUGGUUUUAAGUGCAGAUCCUCAGGCUUCACUGAGAGCAUGGGUUAAGGCAUAUCAUACUAAGUUAGAUUUGACCGGAGGAUCUAUUGAAUCAGCCGUUGUGCUUGAUUACCCGGGUACUAAUGAUUAUUUCAAAUACAUAGAGAUUGGCUAUAAUGGAUUGAAUGGGGGCCUCCCCAAUCUGGACCUGAUUAAUACUGCAGUACAUAUUUCCGAACACGAAGGUAUGAAGGUAUCAUUGCAUGGUAUGCCUUUUGUUGAAUUAUCACAAGAUACAUAUAAGUUACGGCUAAAAACUUUGCUGUCAGGUAUCAAAGAUAUGACUUUAGCUGGCAUAAAAAAUACCACUGGACAUGAAGCAUUUAAUGGCUGGAGAAUCCAGUCAGUGACGUUGAAAGCACAUGGCCAGGAUGGUCCAUUUGACGUAACGACUUUUGGCCGUGUUCCUGAGGCUAUUUUCAGAUCCGUGAAUAAUUUGCUUGAGAAAUUCCAUCAGUCCUUUUUCUUUUAUUUGUUAUUGUCUCCUAGAUCUUUUGUGUCAAUAGGCAGCUACCUCCCAGCUGCUAUAGCACUAUCGGCUUCAUUUGCUAUCGCUUCUGCUGAUAGCAUUUUGAAUAACGAAUAUUCCAAGUUGCCGUUGCUUUCUAUUUACAACAUAUGGGCAUUAUUUGCCUUUGCUGUUGCCCUCAUGAUUUCUUUCGUCACGGCUGAAGCCUUCGCAUACAUGCCACUUCCAUCGUUGCUGCUAGCUUUCAAUGUUGCAUUGAGCUUUAUUUCUUUUACUGUUAUCAAAUAUAAAAUCCAGAAGCCAUUUUCCUACCGCUUCAAAGCUUUUGCUCACUUAUACUUUUCUAUUGUUUUAACAUCCUUACUUGUUGUUAACUUUGCUUUAGCGUUAGCCGUUGGCGUACUAGCAUUUCCAAUGUCUUUAACUAAGACUACUACCAAUGCGACAAUGCAACAAAAGCUCAGAAAUUCGUUGCUCUUGAUGAGUUCAAACCCAUUCAUCGCUUCGUGGAUACUUUGCCAGCUGUUUGAAGCUCAACUAGCAGGGACAUCUCUAUUUCACAGUUUAAUAGACGCUUGGACUCAGUUAGGAUGCUGGACCUGGUAUGUUUUAUGUAUAGGUUGGUACCCUUCUUGGAUAUUAGUAGCUUAUUCAAGCAUUGACUCUAUACCUAUUGUAACGACAAGCAAAAAGUCAUAUUAG
Messenger RNA from Eremothecium cymbalariae DBVPG#7215, 1734 nucleotides. RefSeq names its product GPI-anchor transamidase subunit GAA1 (gene GAA1). The record is from RefSeq and is a predicted model, not a curated record. NCBI's taxonomy places the organism in Eukaryota, Fungi, Ascomycota, Saccharomycetes, Saccharomycetales, Saccharomycetaceae. The transcript has a single exon. Gene Ontology annotation, cellular component: membrane; GPI-anchor transamidase complex. Bases 1 to 1734 code for a protein of 577 amino acids. Gene Ontology annotation, biological process: attachment of GPI anchor to protein.